Molecule: messenger RNA, 1428 nt
Organism: Heterostelium album PN500
Lineage: Eukaryota; Evosea; Eumycetozoa; Acytosteliales; Acytosteliaceae
Product: mannitol dehydrogenase family protein
Exons: 2
Coding region: 1-1428 (475 amino acids)
Biological process (GO): D-glucuronate catabolic process
Molecular function (GO): fructuronate reductase activity
Source: RefSeq, a predicted model, not a curated record
AUGUCAAGUUCAGAAACUCAUAAUAGAUACUAUGGAGAGAAAUCAAUUUGGAUGCAUAUUGGUUCUGGUUCUUUUCAUAGAGCACACCAAGCUGUCUAUUUGCAAAGGAUAAUGGAUCUCGGUGAGAACUGGUCAAUUGCUCUCGGAAAUAUCAGAGAUGACACUGAGGAGAUGUUGAUACAGCUCGAUCUCCAGCACCAGAAAUACACCCUUGAAACUGUUACUCCACAUGGCGAACGUUCUUACCAAGUCAUUACCUCUAUCAAAAAAGUAUUACCAUACCGUCCAGAUUGCAAGUUUCUUAUCGAUCAAGGAGUACUACCAGAAACCAAAGUUAUUUCAUUGACUGUAACUGAAAGUGGAUAUUAUCAUGAUGUUCAUUUUGAUAUUAAAUAUGAUCAUCCAGAUAUUAUUGCGGAUCUUGGUGGUGAUACUAAAACCAUAUAUGGAGCGAUUCGUGAGAUUCUCAAAGAGAGACAUGCAAAGGGAGAGCCAGUUACCUUGCUGAGUUGUGACAAUGUCAGACACAAUGGGUCCAUCUUGAAGCGAUGUCUGAUGGAGUUCCUCGAGAAGUGUACUUCCAAGGAUCUGGUGAUUUGGGUCGAGCAGAAUGUCCGUUGUCCAAAUACGAUGGUCGAUAGAAUCACACCGCACCCAUCGGUAGCGCUGCUCGAACGUGUCAAAAAGCAGAAUCUCGGCUUCGAAGACAAGAUUCCAGUCAUGUCGGAAUCGUUUAUUCAGUGGGUGAUUGAAGAUUGUUUCUGUGAUGGUCGUCCUCCACUUGAGAGGGUCGGUGUCGAGCUCGUAAAGUCUGUGGAGCCCUAUGAAGAUGCCAAAAUCAAGAUAUUGAAUUCCUCGCAUGCUCUGUGUGCCUGGGCCGGUACACUGAUUGGUCUGACCUACAUCAACGAGGACAUCACUGACACAGACAUUCACAAGUAUGUCUAUGACUAUGUGACCACCGACAUCAUUCCACUCUUGAAACUCGAGUCCAGUCCACUCGACCUCGAGAAGUAUCGUGACAUUGUGCUCGAGCGAUUCAGUAAUCCUCAUAUUGCAGACACCAACCAGCGAGUCAGCGGUGACGGAUGGACAAAGAUUCCAGGAUUCUUUGUUCCAACCAUCAUGCGUUGCUACGAGAAGGGUAUAGAUCCAACAGCAACCAUCAGAAUCGCUGCUAUCUACUAUCUAUUCUUUAUGAGAUGGCACAAGAAUCAACUCCCGUUCAACUAUCAUGAUGGAUGCAUGGUGCCUGAAGAUGCACACAAGUUACUCUCUGCCAGUGACCCAAUCGAGGCAUACUCCAAAGAGAAACGAUUAUUUGGAAAGCUUGUAGACAACUCUAAGUUCAACAGCUCACUUAGAAAUGAAAUCAAAAACAUGACCGAGUGGUUAGAAAAAAGAAAUAUUGGUCAUUCUGCACAAUAA